This is a messenger RNA of Caenorhabditis remanei, 1728 nucleotides long. RefSeq lists its product as uncharacterized. The transcript is spliced from 8 exons. Gene Ontology annotation, biological process: regulation of Rho protein signal transduction. NCBI's taxonomy places the organism in Eukaryota, Metazoa, Nematoda, Chromadorea, Rhabditida, Rhabditidae. The coding region runs from base 1 to 1728 and encodes 575 amino acids. Gene Ontology annotation, molecular function: small GTPase binding. The record is from RefSeq and is a predicted model, not a curated record.
AUGCCCAACGAUUUACCCUUGUUACCACCUAAAAACCAACACAAACACUUGGAUAAAACUAUGAUCUCACUUCCAUCCGAUUUCAGACACUUGGCUCAUGUCAGCCCAAUGGGAGCAUCUGAAAUCGAGAAUCUUCGAAACAGUGAGAACGUAAUCGAUGCGGUCAAUGAAGGAAGUUAUUACGUUAAACCGUCAUCUUCCAAUGGAACUAUUCGGUCACAAAAGAAAGAGAGAGUUGGUCUUGAUGACGCGUUCCCUGCUCCAAAUCAAGAUGACGUGUCAAAUGUGAGAGGGUACGAGAAUCAGCCGACUUCCCAUCAAUACAUCAAUGUUGCUCCACCCAGACCAAGUAGAAAAAAUUAUAAAGCACCACCUCCGCCAACACCUCCGCCAAAAGAUACGAAACCAAAUCUCAUCCCGGAUGCCGAAGCUUCUGAUCCUCCCGUCGUGUUUCGAUCAAUUUCUAAAAGUUCCCAUGUUUCCGAACCACUCCCGUCUCCAAAAAUCCACACCCCUGAAAGAAUUGAAGCACCAAAACCGUAUUCAGUUGUGAUCGAGAGACCUGGAAAUUUGGGCGUAGCAUUCAGUUUUGGCUUGGAUGAUUGUAUUCCAAUUAUGAAUAAUACGUCUCCACUGAAAACACUUUCUCCAUUACAUCGAACUCUAGCGAUUCCAAGACCAAACGUAGAAACUCCAAUCCUCUCACCAUCAAGUCCUCCGAAUUAUCAAGAUGGAAAUUAUAUGUCAACUAUAAGAAGUACUUCUGCUCAAGGAAAGAAGAUUUUGGAUGAAUUAGAUGAUUGGUUGGAUGAUUUAGAUGACGAUGAUAGAGAACAACUAUCUACAAUUAGUACAGAUGAAAGUGGAUAUCCGACUCUCGCUCAUGAAAAAGAUCGUGUUUUUAUGAAACAUUUAGUAGAGAAAUAUGAACUAGGAGUCGAACCAGAGACUGUUCGAUUGAGAAGAAAAAAGGGUCCAGCACCACGUCUUCCACCAGAAGCUCUCUCUUCUCCAACGUUCCAAGCACCUUCAAUUCCUCCAUUCUCAGCUUCUCGUCCAGUUAGUAUGCCUCCAAAUCGUCCACCACCGUCAUACGAUGCACCAAGUUUUGAUGCUCCAGUCUAUGAACCAAGUGGGUUAAUCAACGGAAGAAAUCUAACAAAACAAAAUGCUCUGGAUCUUCGUUCAAGUGACGAAGGAGUUUCUCCAGUUAUGGCAAGAUUUUUGUUCGAUAAAAGAAUCAAAUCUGCGACAAUGCCGAUGUCAAUUGGUAGAAUGACAACGUCAUCCGGAUUCACUGAUCUCUCCACCACGUCAACUAGGUCAGAUGCAGUAUCAAGUGUUCUGUCGGCUUUGGACGAAGAUCCUGUGGAAGUUCUGAAGAGAAAUGAGGAAAUCGAAGAGCAAUUCCCGCCAGUUCCGAAACCAAGAACUAGAAAAACUGUCUCAACGGAACCGACAAUGAUAGAAGAGGGUGUUGAAGAAGAAGAGAUGAAAAGAGAAAACGUGAUUGGGGAGGAGUUUGAAGUGAUCGAAACGUCGAUGGUUGUGGAUUCACAAAUAGAAAAUGGACGAAAAGAAGAGAUUACGAGAAAGUUUGAAAAAAAAGAAGAGGUGGAGAUGAAGAAGAAAGAAGAAAAGAUCUCUCACCUUCAAAUCACUGAAAUCCCUUCAGAUUCUGAAUCUGAAAUUGAUGUCCACGACGAGCUCAUUGUGACCCGAUUCUAG